Messenger RNA from Symbiodinium natans, 1752 nucleotides. NCBI's taxonomy places the organism in Eukaryota, Dinophyceae, Suessiales, Symbiodiniaceae. The record is from the annotation of a GenBank genome assembly.
AUGAGAGGCUCCAAGGACGCCAAGAGAAUGAACUGUCAGUGGCCACACAAGCCGCGCGCUUGCCCAUGGAGGGCAUGUGUGGUUUUGAUGCUGAACCUGCACACCUGUGUCCGGGGCGUGGAUGUGAUUCACUUCGCUUGGCAAGCCUUCGCUUCGCAAACGACCAAUGGCACGGUGUCUUCGAGCGGUCGAGCAUUGGGUGAGGAUGACUAUUCCUCUUCUGCCGUGGAUACGGUCUACUCUACUGCCUAUGCCUUCGCCGCACAGAAGAAGGACGGAACCGUCGUGACCUGGGGCGCCCCUCAUAGUGGCGGCGAUUCCUCUUCAUUGCAGGAGCGCCUGUCGUCUGUAGAGGCUAUAUAUUCCACCAAUUACGCCUUUGCGGCAAAGAAGACAGGCGGCACCAUCGUCACUUGGGGCAGCAGAAAGGAAGGUGGAGAUUCCUCGGCCGUCGCUGAGCACUUGACCUCUGUGGACAUGGUUUAUUCUACCCAUCAUGCCUUUGCAGCCAAGAAGACGGAUGGCACUGUGCUGACGUGGGGCCACAGUGAAUAUGGUGGCGACUCCUCGUCUGUUGCUGAGCAGUUGUUUUCUGUUGAUAUUGUGUAUUCAGCACACUACGCAUUCGCAGCAAAAAAGCUGAACGGAGACGUCGUGACCUGGGGUUAUCAGAUGGGUGGUGGGGACUCCUCGGCCGCUUUUGCUGCAGUCAAGACAGAUGGCUCCGUGGUUACCUGGGGCUCUGAAGUCGGUGGGGGCGAUUCAUCUUUGGUAGCAGAGCAGCUCACAUCCGUGGUUGAGAUUUAUUCCACCCUGCCUGCCUUUGCCGCAAGAAAGACGGAUGGCACAGUGGUGACGUGGGGUGACGGCGAUGCUGGGGGAAACUCGUCUUCAGUGGCUCAUCAGCUGACGUCGGUGAAGGCGGUCUACUCCAGCUGGUAUGCUUUUGCAGCACUGAAGAACGACGGCACCGUUGUAACCUGGGGCGCGGAGGAUUAUGGAGGUGAUUCUUCCUCCGUUGCUUCAAGCUUGUCGUCCGUGGAAGCAAUCACUUCCACGUGCUGUGCGUUUGCAGCCAAGAAGGCCGACGGCACUGUGGUGACGUGGGGCGGGAUCAGUGAUUUGGCUUAUUCUGGUGGUGAUUCCUCAUCUGUUGCUGAGAGGUUGACAUUUGUGGAUGUGAUUUAUUCCGCCACCUACGCCUUUGCAGCAAGGAAGAAGGAUGGCACGGUGGUGACUUGGGGUUCCCCUGCAUGGGGUGGUGAUUCCUCUUCAGUAGCUGAGCUGCUGUCAUCUGUGGAUACGAUCUCUUCCACGAAGUAUGCUUUCGCAGCCAAGAAGGCAGAUGGUUCCGUGAUAACUUGGGGGGACAGCGCUCGCGGUGGAGAUUCCGAUUCGGUUGCAGCCAGCUUGUUGCCAGUUCGUACGGCCGAUUCCACAAGUAGCUCUUCCACUGCAGAGAUAGGUAGCACAGGCACGACGUGGGACGACAGCCGAAACAGUGGACAUCCCGCUUCUCAGGUGGAACCGGAGGUACCAGACAGACACAAUGGGACGGAGGUAUGGCAUUCUGCCAAGCCUUCGGGCGACGCAACAUUCGGUGGCUUCAUCAUUCUGUUCCUGUUAAUUGCGGCUCUGCUAUGUACACUCUUUCGCCUGUUUGUUUAUCGCAGAUGGAGCCGGUACCGAAUGGCCAGAGAAGGGCCGGCCAGAGAUGUGAUGAUUCAACUGAUGAGCACAGCGGGUGAGUGA